AUGGGAUUUAUUGUCUCCAGGCUAUACAAAGGGCAGUCUUUCUUUAUUCUUAUACUCAGGACAGGACUGCCGCCAGAUGACUCAACAGCAAGCGAGUUUCUUUCUUCUUUCUUUUCCAGGUUUAAAAUAACAUAUACAUACAAAAACGAGUGCAUAUCAUACAAAAAGCUAGUCCGAAAAGAGAAAAGCAUCUCAAUAAUUGAAAUGCACGAUGCAAACCACCUGCAUCUCUUCUGGGACUGCAUAACAGGAAUGCACUCUGUCAUAUAUUUUGUCCACUCUCUAUCGAAUGAUAAUGCACUCACAGUUAUUGGGCAGAUAAAGUGUGUCCGGGAUGUAAAUCAAGGGGCGUCUCUUCUACUUGUGGUUAUCCAGAACCAGAUGGAGGCGGAGGAGUACAUGCUCUUUAAAAAAGGCCUGCAAAAAAGCCUUGAUGGCGCGCUUUACCGAAUUAUAAACAGCACAGCAGAGUCCCCAAGCACGCCAACAGCGCAUGUAGAUGACAUAUUCCAGGAAUUUUCGUGGGCUCUUAACCAAGCUGAGUGA
Messenger RNA from Nematocida ausubeli, 546 nucleotides. RefSeq lists its product as uncharacterized. The transcript has a single exon. Bases 1 to 546 code for a protein of 181 amino acids. Lineage: Eukaryota; Fungi; Microsporidia. The record is from RefSeq and is a predicted model, not a curated record.